This is a messenger RNA of Pararge aegeria (speckled wood butterfly), 10157 nucleotides long. It is a transcript of the gene Prosap, whose product is annotated as SH3 and multiple ankyrin repeat domains protein 3. The coding region runs from base 260 to 3943 and encodes 1227 amino acids. Lineage: Eukaryota; Metazoa; Arthropoda; Insecta; Lepidoptera; Nymphalidae. The record is from RefSeq and is a predicted model, not a curated record. Gene Ontology annotation, cellular component: postsynaptic density; postsynaptic membrane; dendritic spine. Gene Ontology annotation, molecular function: synaptic receptor adaptor activity; ionotropic glutamate receptor binding. The transcript has 24 exons.
GCGCUGCGUGAAGGUUGUGUACGUGUUUACUGUAUCGACGUGUGUCCCGCGUAAAAGCGUAAACCCGUCGCGAAUGUGGUAAUUAGAUCUAACGUGAUUAAAAAUUACCUUAGAUUGUUUUGUGUGUAACCCAUAAGUGGAUUUGUUGUGUAUUGUUAUUUAUCGUACAUUGUAUGUGUGUGUGAAACGAACGUUAUUUUUUUUCUGUGCGCCCCACUUGGAUUUUUCUUCAUCUCCGUUUUUGUAAUGGCGUAGCGUAAUGGAGGGCGAGUGCACGGAGGAGGGCUGGCUGCUGGUACGAGUGCACGUGCCCGAGCUCAACGUGCAGAAGAGCCUGCAGUUCUCGCGCGACCAGCUCGUGUGGGACGUGAAGCAGCAGUGCCUCGCCGCCUUGCCUAAGGUGGCCACUUGGUAUCGGGACUUGAAAGAGAGCUUCAACUAUGGUCUGUUCUGCCCACCAGUCAACGGCAAGGCCGGGAAGUUUCUGGACGAAGAGCGGCGCCUCGGAGACUACCCCUUCAACGGACCCAUCGGACACCUUGAGUUGAAGUACAAGAGGCGAGUGUACAAGAUGCUGAAAUUAGACGACAAGACGAUGAAAGUACUGCAUUCGCGAGCUAAUCUACGUCGGUUCAUGGAACACGUGACGCACGGACAAAUCGACAAGAUCACCAAGGCCUGCGCAAAGGGACUCGAUCCCAAUUUCCACUGUCAAGACACUGGCGAAACUCCUCUGACCGUAGCAGCUGGCCUUAAAUCACCAGCUAAAGUACUAAUAGCCCUUGUUAACGGUGGAGCACUUCUGGACUAUCGAACUAAAGAUGGCACCACGGCAAUACAUCGAGCAGUUGAAAAGAACUCUUUAGAAGGGGUCAAAACUUUAUUAGAACUUGGCGCAUCACCCAAUUACAAAGAUGGCAAAGGAUUAACGCCCUUAUAUCUGUCAGUUACGAAUAAAACCGACCCAUUGUUAUGUGAGACAUUGCUUCACGACCACGCGACGAUUGGGGCCACUGAUUUACAAGGAUGGCAGGAAGUUCACCAGGCAUGUCGAAACGGUCUCGUCCAGCACCUCGACCACCUACUAUUCUACGGCGCUGAUAUGAACGGCCGCAACGCUUCCGGCAAUACGCCGCUACAUGUGUGCGCUGUCAACGCACAAGACUCAUGCGCGAGACAACUGCUUUUCAGAGGAUGCGAUAAGGAGUCGUUGAACUUCGCUAAUCAAACGCCAUACCAAGUUGCAGUAAUAGCUGGGAAUUUAGAACUGGCGGAGGUGAUAAAGAAUUACAAAUCGGAGGAAGUUGUGCCGUUCCGCGGGCCGCCUCGAUACAACCCGAAGAGACGAUCAGCUGCCUGGGGAGGCUGGUGGAACGCCGGGGACAGGUCGUCUCUUGCCUCCUCCACGAGGAUUCCCGCUGAACUCGACGCCAUAUUGCGAAGGCCGCAAGGGUCAACGAACUCCCCCUGCAGCCUCGAAAGACCAUUCUCGUCCGCCUCAUCAAGUAUCAGUGACGCGUCCCAUCCGAGUCACGAAGACGAUGCGAGCAUAUUAACAGAUAAGAGCGCGGGUGACACAAGCGACAUCAUCUCUGACUCGUCGGGUGUCGGCACCAGCAACUCUGACACCACCACGUGCUCGCUGCAGACCGCCGCGACAGUGGUGUGUCUGACACCUUACGAACCGCUGCCUGCUGCUGCGGCCCACGGGCAUCUUCGGCUCAACCAGGGAGACAUCAUCGAAGUAACCGGCGCGACAGACGACGGGUUUCUCGAGGGUUCAGUGCGAGGCAGUGGCGCCAGUGGGCUGUUCCCCACACACUGCGUUCAGGAGGUGCGGCUUCGGCAGAACGCUCAUCUGCACCAGGUGCUAUCAUCAGGACCAAUCCAUCAUUCCCGAGUGACUGGCAGGCGAGAAAUGGCGCUAAGCAAAACUUACAGUGCGACAGCUCCCAGGAUAAAGAAAUCAUAUGGUAAUAUGGAAACUAGAACUGUAGUACUACAUAGGGCGCGGCGAGGUUUCGGCUUUGUUCUUCGCGGUGCCAAGGCGUCAUCACCUCUAAUGGAGUUACGACCUUCAGAGCGAUGUCCAGCGUUGCAGUACCUUGACGAUGUGGACGCAGGUGGCGUUGCUGACCGCGCGGGGCUGAAAAAAGGAGACUUUCUAAUAGCGAUCAACGGUGAAGACGUGUCGGCUGCAUCGCACGAGCAUGUCGUAGAGCUCAUACGUAGUUCCGGCGCGCUUGUCUCGAUGACGGUCGUCUCCCUGCACAGCCAUAUUAGCAAUGAAAACAACACCUGCACUGUGCCGACGAGUAAAUCCCAAAAUCAGCUGUCAAGUUCAGGAAGACCGUACGCCGCAACCUUGCCCAGAAAAACCGCUGGCGGUCGCAGCCCAGCGCCCGCACCGCCUCGUCGCGACCCUCGCACCACACUGAGCGUGGGCCGCGCUAGAGCUAAAUCAAUGGUUGCUGGGUUAGAAAAUGGAGGUGAAAAGGAAGAAAGCUGUGAACCUUUAAGCGUAGCUGGCAAGUCGUCGUCUGCUGAAUCAGUGCAGUUACACGGUAACAGUAAUAGUGGUACACCCAUGUCUGGUACGCCGGUAGCGCCUCGAACUGCGUCGAUACGCGCGCGGCCCGUUUCCGGACGCAUUACAGCUGCCGAACUCGAAGAGCUGUUCCAGAGACAAGCGGAUGCGGAUAACACGAGCAGUAUUGGCGCCAUGAUGACGCGAUCAGCUUUCCAAAGUGGUGCGGGACCCUCACCGCCUUGUUCGCCCGCUAGACCCCCAGGAAAAGUGUAUGCGUCCGUGGCGGAGAUGAAACGGAAUAAGGGGAAAUUCUGGAGCAAAUCUUCAGGCUCCCUUCGACGCGACUUUCACUCGACGCCUGACUUGGCAGUCGAGCUCGCUACACACCCACCGAGGACGCGAUCUAGUGAAGACGUACAUGGUUCACAACGAGGUCCACCACCUGCGGAAGCCCCGCCGCCGCCCCCAGACGCCCCGGCGUCGUCGUUCCGGCCCGCCGCUGCAGCCAAGUUGUAUGCGUCGCCGCGGGAUCUCGCCGCCGUCGCCUACCGCUCCGCCAAUAACAACGAACAUACGUUGCGCAAAGCGGGUCCGCUACGCUCGUGGUCCGGGCCGGCGCGAGCGCACUCUGCGGAUGAUGCGUCACAUCAGUACGCACAGCCUAUAAACCUACACAAAGGAUUUUUGCGGCAGAACUCGACCCCAGCGCCCCCAAUCCCUGAACCCGACUACAGCAUGUCAGAGUCAGAUGACGACACGGCGCCCAAACCUAAGAGUGAGCCUGCACCCGUCGCGGAAACCAGCGCCAACAGUAAUACCAGCGGCAGCAGCACUGGUUCAAGCUCAAUGCAGCAUUCAUUCUCCGUGGACGAGAUUCAAAAGAUCCGGACUCGCUUGAAAUCGUCCAAAUCCUGCGGCGACGAACUAGGCGGCGUAGAAAGAGAUGACGGAGACAACUCGUCGUCUGGAGUCUCGUCAGACCAAGAGGCCCAAGCAAGACCACCUAGACGAGACAAAGUGUCCUUCUGCGCUUCGGUUACAGUAAAAUCUUCCAAUGACGUCAUCAGUACCGAACCUGUUCACAGCUCCUCAGAAAGUUUAGCGACUCCCCCACCGCCUAUGCAACGGCAUAAUUCCUUAACACGUAAGAGGGCAACUGCUGCACUUUUGCGAGGAAGCGUAGGAGGCGCUAGGGGGAGAUCGGCAGCAGAAAGACUAGGUGUCGAUAUCGAUAAAGCUCCUGGGAGACGAGGUCGAGCCGCCGUUUCCCUAGCUGAACUUCCCCCGCCCCCUGAAGAGCCGGCUCCAUUACCCGGUGCGGAAGGAACCGCGCCGGUUCUAGCCCCACCUCCUCAAUUUAGUGACCGCGUGAGAGUCGUCGCUGCUCUGCCCAAAUUAGCCCACCUGCAGUGAGCUGGCAACCACGAGCGAAUCGCCCCAUAAGCAAGGGUAACUGCGAUGCGGUGAUUACAACCUCCGAAAAAUCUUCGACAGAUAAAUUAUUUAUGUAUGAGAAUAUCGGUACGAAAUAAUGGUCAUCAUAUGCAGUCGAAGGUCAUUGACCAAUGAUAUAGGCAAUCAGCAUUGAGAUAAUUGUCGUCCUUGAAUAACUCCGCAAGGCUCAAGCACAGCUUCUAUACGCUCACCACAAAAAAAGAUCGAGAACGCUAUAGCAUACAUGUAACUCAUUUUUGAUUCCUGUGACAGCCAUGCUAAUAAGGCCAAAAGAAACUUAAGAUCCGCUUUAAUGUUCACCGAAUCGGCUAUUCGGUAUGUGUGAUGUGCUUAAGCAGUGCGUCGUAAGUCAGUGAUGACCGUAAAGGUGUCCAUUACGUACUAAUUUUAUUUCUGGUGGCCGAAGUAUGCUCUCGAUAUUAAAAGUGAUAUCUAUUGCAUUUUUGUCAAGUGUGAAAUAUUUGUAGUGCUUUCAAAAUUAAUGUAAAUGAAUCACUAAUUUAAUUUCAUCACAUUGUAGAAGUAAGAUUAAAAGGUGUGACUGAACGCAUGAAAGGUACAUAGAAAAUUAGGGAAUUGAAAAUGUGUAUACUCUUUAUUCCGGAUAGAAAAUUAGUAUGAAAUGCUGAUUCUGUGUGACAUUGAUAUAGUAUGUGAACUCCCACUAAGUAAACCAUAUGACCACAAAUUGGCUUUAAGUUUAAUACAAAUAUCAUAUUCCAGAAGUUCGUCAAAUCCGUAAAAAAUAAAUACAUAUUUACGGAUAGUUUGAGCGGUAUUUAGAACUGUAUCCUUAUUUUUAGAUUUCAAUCCUUGGAAACGUCGAUGGGAUUUUAAGUAUAGAUGCACUAUCAAAGAAAAAUGGACUUAAUUUUUCUGGUUUUAAAUGCACAUCUGGGUUACGGGAUUCGAAGCAUUGUUUUCAUAUCGUGGAUAUUUUAUUAAUGGUAAUGCCUUUGUUUAAUUAGAUAUGUAUCAAAAUGACCUAAAGGCUAACGUAGUGGAGGCUCAUUGUUCGGUUGCCAACUCUAGAAUCCAUGAUGUUGUGUGGAACGACCCCACACUUCCUUUGCCUUAUAGGAGGGUUCAUGAAACUACUACUUUUCUGAAAUACAUAAAUGUGUAGUUGUCUGGAGAAGCUCGCUAGGUAGUUAAUGCCCUGUAGGUGGUAGGUUCUUUAUAAAAUUUUCUACGCGGGUGUUUUUCAAAAUUAAGAAUUAUGUUUAUUGUACCUUGCCAUUAUAAUUCAUCGGUAGAUACUAAAAUCCUAUUUACGCUCGUGAGGUGCAAUCUUAAACUAGGGGUACUAAACUUACCAUUCAUAGACGAAAUAAAGAAGAGUUACCUUCAAAUCGAGCUCACUUUAAGUCACAAGUGCCAACUUUGAAGAACUACGGUCUGAUUGCUACAAACCUUUGAAACUUAAACUUAAACCAAUAUUUAUUGAAAGAGUUUCAUAAAGUACCAUUUUAAAAUAUCCUUAUCCAUGAAAAUCACACGAUGCACCUAUACCUACACAUAUUAAGUUAUAUUGUGAACUAUAUUUGAUGGACAUUGUUAUUAUCUUAUGGGUCGUAGUAUACAUUCUGACUUUGUGCACUUUCGCCGUAGUGUAAAGCCGAUCCGAACCGAGCCGAGCCACUUGCAACGUAUUAUUCAUAUACAAUUGGAAAUGAGAAUUCGCUGAAGAGAUGUCUCCCAGGGCGCUUCUGAAUGACCUUACAUUAUUAACUUCUAACACACACGUUCAUUUUUCUUAGAAGGUACGCUCUUGGCGAUAUCUAGGUAGUUGUAACUAUCCAGAGAGAAAAGCUUCCGUCAAUGGGCGAUCUGCCAUACGCUCUGGUGCUUUUGACUCUUUCUUAGGCAUCGACGUUAAAAAUAAAAAAAAAUGUACAUUUAUCAAUAUAUAAAUAACAAAAUGUAGGUCACAAAUUGUAAUAAAGUUGGGUUGAAGUUUAAAUGACAUAUAGAAUACCCAUUUCCAAUAGUACAAUGUGCUGAUUUGCAAAACAAAGAAGACGAAAAUAUACGUUGCUCGCGGCUUAUCUUGAAAUACGCAUCAGCUUUAGCGUGAGCUGUGACGCAGUUCUUAUGUGGAAAAGAAAACGCGUAGCAAGCGUGAAAAAUAAACUUUUACAAUCAAAUGACUAAAUGAAACCAAAGAUUUAUAGUAUUUAUUGUUGAGGAGUUAACAUUGAUAUAGUUGAAGCUAAUUUUUAUACAUUCCCUUAUUAAAUAUAGUAUUAUUAUUAUUAUUAUAUUAUGAAUAUACAAUAUGUAUGUCCUCUGAACAUUAUCGAUUGGAAUAUAUGGUUACCGAAAUAGAUUGCUGGGCUUACGCUACCAUUCUUUAUCUCUGCGGACCAAAAGACAAUUCUUUUCACUUUACCCAAAAAUAUAUCUACUGCUAUCGGUUUACGGUAUUUGUCCCUCAGUACUCCCAACAUAGCCAGCUGCAGUGCGCGCUGGGCAAUCUGUUGGAAUAAAUAUUUUGGUCGACAUUUACGCCGCAUAUACUCUAUUACAAUAGGAAUACAUAUUUGUAAAGAAUUCCAUAUUUAUAAAGAAUUCCAUAUUUAAGAUUUGGGAAAUUGACAUUUCACUUGUUAUAACCCAGUUUAAUCCUUCUCUCAGAUUACUUAUUGAAGCUGUUUUAAGUGGUUUAAAUUGGCCUUUCUUGUACUUUCAUUAAUAACUUCUAAAGCUUCCAAUACCACUCACCAUACUGUACCUGCUCGAACGGGAAUGACUUGGAGUUAGCGUAGCAUUUAAUGCCAAUGAGUCAGACCAUCAAUUUUCGUUACGAAAUCCCAACAAUUAUUUUCGAUGCCCUUGUAUCAUCGAUAUGUUUCUAUUUAGUCUCCGAUGUGUCAAAAUCUUCCCCAACUGUUGCUAGAGAUGUAUUUAUUUUCAAAUUCUACUUUAUCCCAUUAUGACCUUUUAAAACGCAACCAAGUGCCAUCGUGUCUAUGAUUUUAUAAUAUUUUUUUAAAUAAUAUUAUAUAAUUAAUAUAUUUGUAAAUAGUUUAACGAGAGCUAUAAUUCGAAAAUGUAAAAAAGAGUGGACUGUAAUAUGCUAUACACAAAAUAUGUCCGGCCAACAAAGAACGAUAUAUUAUUAUGAUAUUAUAAUCGCGAUAAAUAUAAAUAUAGUUGGUUAUAAACGAAUUCUAUUAUAUGUUAAAAUGAAGAAUAGCCAGUUAUGAAACAUUUGCGCAAACUUUUUUAUUAAAAUCCAGGCGUAUAUUUUAAGCUGGAGUUUGAAAUUUAUGCCGAGAUUCAUAAAUAAAGCACAAGUGUAUCAUUCAACGUUUUUCAAGGCAUUUGUAUGAAAAAGGCAACUAAAGCUAUGAAACUACUCAAUACUAAGGCUGGCUAGCCUUUGAAAGCUCCAAAAAUAUUUGAAAAGUCUGACUUUCUUUAAAGUUUUGAAAAUGGUAAAUAGCCAGUCAGUUAACAAACAAAUGAAUUGCAAAACGGUUUAUUCAUUAAUUUCAUUCGUCCAUGAAUAUAUUGAGAGGUCCACUCUUGUGACGCUAGGUAUUGGAAUUCAUGCAACUCGUCAAGGUGCAAGCCGGCAACUUGAAUGUGUUCACAUUGAACUUAGUGCUCAUUCAAUGCUUUAGUGCGUCAUCCGUUCCAUUAUAAUGUAAUUAUAUAUUAGCUCGUAUCUAGCGUGACGUGAUUCCAAACAGCUAUUUAUGAAUGAGGAUUUUUGAUUACGAACCUAGAUUUUCAAGUACCUAUCUGUCAAAACCUAUUCGCAGUUGGCCAGUGUAGAGAAGAGAUCCGAGCCCUAUAAUGGCCGGGUGAUGAGUAUUACUGUCAGCCGUCGUCGAUUCACAGAUUUGACGUUUGCAGACGUCUCAGGGUGUAAUCGUUAACAAAUACAUGUCCAAAAAGAUACCUUUAUCCACAAAUGGACAAUUUCAGGAAUUUCACUGCGUUUGCACUGCGUAAGUAUUCAGCUAACUGAGAUCUGCUGUUUUGUCUAACGCGAGAUUUCAGCUGUUGCUAGAUACCACUGUAGGUACUGCCAAGCGAUUUACCAAGUAGGUUUCUGGGUCAAUAUAACCGCCGUAUACCUAACAGGUUAGCCCGCUAUCAUAUUACACUGCAUCAUUUACCUUCAGUUGAAAUUGCAGUUUAGGGCCACUUCUAGGUCUGCAAAAAAUGCAAUUUUCUGUGCUGGGUAGCCUAUUGUUGGGAUGGAUACUACUUUUGGAAUGUAGCAUCCGUUUAUUGUUUCUCUAAGUUAGGUAGUGUUUAUGGAUGAGGACCAAAUCUUAGUAAACGAUAUUUACUUACAAUUGUGUAUUCUGCUGUAAAUAAGGUUGUGCAACGGUAAAAAUUACGGUCCUGAUCCUUAUAUUCACUGUGCUUAAUUUCUCACCAGAUUAUUGAAAAAUUCUAGUGCAGUUUAGCUGUUACUUUAAAUGUCGCUUCAGUAGUUAGGUUCUCUGUUGCAUGAUAGUUGAUUGACCCUGAUUAAGUCAUUCAUAGCUGUUCGAGAUCGCGUUACAAUGAUAAAAAAUCUUACGAAUAUAUUUAACACCAAUAUUAAUGUUUUUAUACUCCAAUUAUUUGCUUGGGUAGAUUUAGAAAGCGUGCUGCGAGUUUUCAUAAAAAUGAAAAGAGGCCCUUUUUCACUAUGACGGUGAUAAUUCCAUUUGUGACGUCAACUUGAAGUGUCAAGUCAAGCCUCAACAAGGGUUGUGAAGGUGACGCCAAAAAUUGCAGUCAAAGGUAUCAAAGUGAAUAAGGGCAUAGGGAAUUAAGGACGUGUUGAAUCAAUUUUCUUCGUGAAAGUUUAUAAAACUGUCCCACUGCGUAAGAUGCGCUAGUCCUAAUAAAAUUUUCUCUCUGAUAGCAAAAUACUUUAAAACAGUGGUUACUAGAUAGCUGAUAUAUUCAUCAACUAACGUCUGUAACGGACGCCUAAACUUUGAAACUUAUUUAGGGGUGAUCGGUCUAACAUGGAUUUUGAAUAGCAUAACGCGCAGCUAAGCUUUCUUAGUUUAAAGUACACACUGCCUAUCGGCCAAUGAAAUGCAGCCUUUAUCGCAGCUAUUGUAAUCUAGCACUUAUUUCGAAGAGCUAAAGUCCACAUCGGCCUGGAUGUAUUGCAAUAAUUAAAACGUCGACUCGGUGGCGUUAGAAUUUAGGAAUUGCCUGUGGAUGGAAUUAUCGUUUACAUAAUAUUCUAGUUGAGUAUGCACAAGGCUGGGUGUAACUUAUUCAUUUUUUAACUUCACUUUUGAUAACUCUUAUACAGUAUUUAAGAUUUAGAGAGGAUUUAGACAUAAGACUGCCGCGGUUGAAUGGUUUAAAAUUUUUGUAACUUUAAUAGACUUAACGUGAGAAUUGAUAUAGGGGUAACAUAGUCGGCGUAGACGGUCCAACCUUGUGCGUACUCAGGGUAAUCUUAGCCAAAUUCUAGCAAAUUAAUAUCUAGCUCGAGUCGAGUAUUUUAGCGGGUUGCCGUAGUACCCAUUAUAUAUUAUUAGCACAAUCAAAUAAUUUCUAAUAAUUAUUAUCGGUGUAUUAUUAUUAUUAUUAUUGAGUUAUAGUCUUCUUGUCAUUAAUUUAAGUUGUAUAAAUGUAUUGUCUACUUAAGGCAUAGAUAGGUAGUGGUAAUUAUAUUAGGGCAAUAUGAUGAUUCUAGAUUAACCAAGUGGAGAAGUCGUCGGGAAUGUCUUGGCAUAACGCAUAGUUUUCACUUCAGAAGUAAACCUUGAAUCCUUGAAGCUGGUUUAAAAGUGGUGCUAUCCUUUUCACAAUAUUCUUAAAACGAAAGCAUUAUUUUUAUACCUAACAAUUUUCAUUCAUUCGGUAGAUGUCGUGCUAUCUCAUUCGGACUUUUAUAAAUCCAUUCUUUAACAGCGCGGAUAAUAUAACUGAUUUAACUAAAGUUCGAUUUUUAAAAUUUUAUAUUUAUGUAGACAUCCUGCCUGAUUUUAUUUUCUCGUUUGAAGAAGGUUUGUGUAUUAUGUUAACUUGUUUUAUAAAUUCUGAAGUGUAUAUAUUGCGGCCCAUGCCAGGAUGGUCCCUAUACAUUUUGUAUAAUAUAUACCAACAAUUGUGUUUAACGUUUCAUUUGAAUCUCAGUAUCGGACGUGUAACUACAACUUGGUAUAAUUUCAAAUGAAAAUUAAAUGUUUCAUCACUA